AUGGACUUUACAUACCGCUACUCAUUUGAGCCUACAGAUUACGACACUGACGGUCUGUGUGAUGGUGUUCCAGUACGUAUGCACAAGGGUGCAGACCUGGAUGAAGUUGCCAUCUUCAAAGCCCAGUACGACUGGGAGAAGCAUGUUGGUCCAAAGUUGCCCUUUCGAGGUGCUUUAGGUCCUAGACACAACUUUAUCUGUCUUACGCUACCUGAGUGUCUGCCUGAGAGGUUAGAGAUUGUGUCUUAUGCCAAUGAGUUUGCUUUCCUUCACGAUGAUAUCACUGAUGUUGAGUCAGCUGAAACGGUUGCUGCUGAGAAUGAUGAGUUCCUUGAUGCCCUUCAACAGGGUGUUCGAGAAGGCGACAUCGAGAGUCGUGCUUCUGGAAAGCGUCAUCUUCAAGCUUGGAUCUUCAAACAGAUGGCUGCCAUUGAUCGUGAGCGAGCCAUAGCAGCCAUGAACGCUUGGGCCACUUUCAUCAACACAGGUGCUGGAUGCGCCCACGACACAAACUUCAAGUCGCUCGAUGACUAUCUCCACUAUAGAUCUACAGAUGUCGGCUACAUGUUCUGGCAUGCUCUCAUCAUCUUUGGUUGUGCCAUCACUAUACCCGAGCAUGAGGUUGAGCUCUGCCACAAACUUGCUCUCCCAGCCAUCAUGUCAGUCACUCUGACAAAUGACAUCUGGUCAUACGGUAAGGAGGCAGAAGCGGCAGAGAAGUCCGGUAAGCCUGGCGACUUUGUCAAUGCUCUUGUUGUCUUGAUGAGGGAACACAACUGUUCUAUCGAAGAGGCCGAGCGCCUCUGUAGAGCACGAAACAAGACCGAAGUAGCAAAGUGUCUCCAGAUCACGAAGGAGACACGUGAGCGAACCGAUGUUUCUCAAGAUCUCAAGGACUAUCUGUACCACAUGCUGUUUGGUGUCAGUGGAAACGCUAUCUGGAGCACUCAGUGCCGAAGAUACCACAUGGAUGCACCCUACAAUGAGCGACAGCAGGCCAGACUCAACCAGAAGAAGGAGGAGCUUUCUUCAACGUAUGACCCUAUUCAGGCUUUUAAGGAGGCGAUGCAGGAGUCUACUCGGCCUGAGAUUCAUAGGCUGCCUACUCCUGACAGUCCUGCUAAGGAGAGCUUUGCUGUUCGGCCUCUAGUCAAUGGUACUGGGGAGUUUGACGGCAACGGCUACGUCAAUGGUCACGAGUCCAACGGACUUCCCAAGCCUGUUGUCAAUGGGCACUCUGAUGCUGAGGAGCGUCCCGCCUUUGAGAGGAAGGGCUCUACUAAGCGUGCUACCUCAGCGGAUGACAUUGAUUGGACGGCACACAAGAAGGUGGACCAUGGCAAUGGUCACAAGAAGACUCUGUCAGAUCUCAUGCUACAAGACCUGCCUCCCAUGGAAGAUGAUGUUGUCAUGGAACCAUACCGAUAUCUCUGCUCCCUUCCCUCAAAGGGUGUUAGAAACAAGACUAUUGAUGCUCUUAACUUCUGGCUCAAGGUCCCUGCCGAGAGAGCAAACACCAUUAAGUCCAUCACCGAGAGCCUCCAUGGCUCAUCACUCAUGCUUGAUGAUAUCGAGGACCACUCUCAGUUAAGACGUGGCAAACCUUCAGCGCACGCCGUCUUUGGCGAGGCUCAAACCAUCAAUUCUGCUACCUUCCAGUAUAUCCAAUCUGUUAGUCUGAUCAGCAAGCUUCAGAGCCCCAAGGCUUUGGGUAUCUUCGUUGAUGAGAUUCGACAACUCUUCAUUGGCCAGGCUUACGAGCUUCAGUGGACUUCCAACAUGAUUUGUCCAUCUUUGGAGGAGUACCUCCAAAUGGUAGACGGAAAAACCGGUGGUCUAUUCCGCCUCCUUACACGCCUUAUGGCCGCCGAGUCCACAACCGAGCAAGAUGUCGACUUUAGCCGUCUUUGUCAGCUCUUUGGCCGCUACUUUCAGAUUCGCGAUGACUACGCCAAUCUCAAACUCGCCGACUACACCCAGCAAAAAGGCUUCUGCGAAGACCUUGACGAGGGAAAAUUCUCUCUACCGCUCAUCAUCGCCUUCAACGAACAGAACAAAGCUCCCAAGGCCGUUGCUCAACUCCGCGGUCUGUUGAUGCAGCGCUGCGUGAACGGAGGACUUACCUUUGAGCAGAAGGUCCUAGCGCUGAGUCUUAUCGAUGAGGCUGGUGGUAUUGAGGGUACAGAGAAGGUUUUGCAUUCUCUUUAUGGUGAGAUGGAGGCUGAGUUGGAGAGAUUAGCUGGAGUCUUUGGCGAGGAGAAUUGCCAGCUUGAACUCAUUCUUGAGAUGUUGCGCAUAGAUUAG
Molecule: messenger RNA, 2304 nt
Organism: Fusarium coffeatum
Lineage: Eukaryota; Fungi; Ascomycota; Sordariomycetes; Hypocreales; Nectriaceae
Exons: 9
Coding region: 1-2304 (767 amino acids)
Biological process (GO): isoprenoid biosynthetic process
Molecular function (GO): prenyltransferase activity
Source: RefSeq, a predicted model, not a curated record